Chilo suppressalis (striped riceborer) is the source of this 2088-nucleotide messenger RNA. The record is from the annotation of a GenBank genome assembly. Lineage: Eukaryota; Metazoa; Arthropoda; Insecta; Lepidoptera; Crambidae.
AAAUGCAGAUCUGACAUACGCUGGAGAGGGGGAAGAGAAAGGGGUAUUUUAACUUCUGGUCUCCUCCCUGAGAAUCAUACGUGGUAGUUGCAAAUUGCACAAAGGUGAUGCUGGAAUGAAGAAUACUAGAGUUGGCUAACACCGUUUUGGGGGUAUUUCACACACGCUUGAUAAAUCUUGCCGCUAUCGCUACCCUGAGGUAAAGCAUAUCUCAAAUCUACAACGUACGACCAUUAUCGGUUACGUACGUAACGCAAAUUUUGAAGCUUUUUUAGAUCUUUUCAUGGUCGUGAUUGUCUGUCAAAAGAAUGGUCAAAGAUUAGAGACAAGGCUGUCUGUGGAGGGACUAGGUAUUCUUUGCUUUCCAGUAACGGAAAAAAUACCAAAAACAAAAACAUCAUAGGUAAACAAUAGAUUUUUGUCAAUUCGUUAGUGUAGUAAAGUCGAUUAAAAAUAUAAUUAUAAGUUAAUAAUGGAUAAUAAACUAUGCCGUCUAUGUUGUAUUAAUAGUGGUAACUCAAAUAUUUUUCACACAGACAGUUGUGGCAUUUUACUGAGUGACAAAAUCAUGUAUUGCUGUGCCAACAUUAAAUUAACAGAGGAUGAUGGACUGCCUACAUGUAUUUGUAAACUUUGUGAACAAGAGCUCGCUACUGCCUAUCAAUUUAUAUUGAAAUGCGAAGCAACAGAUAAAUCAUUACGUUCAACAAUUAAUGUUUGUGCUAACCUAAAACCAGACUUGAACAAUGACUGCGAAACUAAACUAGAGAUAAAGGCAGAAGAGCCUAAUAGCGAUUGUGAUUUUCCGUGUAAUUAUGAAUCGAACGAUGAUCUCGAUAUUCCGCUUGCUGCUUUUUAUAAAAAUAUCAAAGCUGAAGCAAACAAUUCGAACUCUGCUGUUGUAAACAAAAACAAAUCACACACUAAAAAAGUUAAGAAGCGACAAAGAUACAAAGAACCUGUCCCUACAAAUUGCUCAAUAUGUGAUCGUAAAUGCCAGAAUCCGUCCACAUUGGUUGCUCAUAUGCGUUCACAUACUGAUGAGAAACCUUACCAAUGUGUUUCAUGUAAUAAAUGUUACAAAGACCCAGGAAGCUUGAAAAGACAUACUGAACGAAAUCAUUUAAAGCAAAGGGAACGAAAAUUUAUAUGUGAAACUUGUGGGAAAGGGUUUUAUUCAAAAACCGAUUAUGUCACCCACAUGCGCAGUCAUACAGGUGAAACUCCAUAUACAUGCUCAGAAUGCCCGUCAAGAUUUACACAGUUAAGUUCUUUAAUAAGACAUAGGACAAAGCAUUCCGGUGAGAAAUCACAAGUGUGCCCUACCUGCAGUAAAAGGUUCAGUACAAAAGACCAGCUCAAUACACAUCUAAAAGUUCACACAGAUAUAAAAAAACAGUUUCCAUGUUCAAUUUGCAAUGUACUGUUUAAGUAUAAGAACAAUUUGAAUAAGCACAUGAAAAUGCAUACAAAUCCAAGCAGGUUUGUAUGCAAUUACUGUGGUAGAAUGUUUAAUCUGAAAGGAAAUUUAAAAAUACACAUUGAUAGAGUUCACUCUGAAAAAUCUGGAGUUUGUAAUGUUUGUAGUAAGAUUGUUUCCAAUAUUGAAGUACACAUGUGGAGGCACACUGGUCAAAGACCAUUAAAGUGCGAGUAUUGUACAAGUAGCUUUUAUGAACUAAAAGCUCUAGCCCAUCAUAUGAACUUUCGUCAUAAAUAUGCAGAUAAGUAUAAGUGCACUAUUGAAGGCUGCUUCCGGACAUUCCCAUCUCAGCCCAUGUUAGAUUUUCACAUAGCAAAAAUACAUGAAAGCAACAUCAAGUUUCCCUGUGAUAAAUGUUCGAGAGGUUUUUACAGGAAAAAUGAUCUAGCACGCCAUAAAAUUGGCACCCAUAAAGAAAAACUAAACUAGUCUCAUGCUAUUAUGUCAAUAAUUUAAUAUUUAUUUCCUUGUCUGAAAACAGUAUAAAUAAAACAAAAUAUUUAUUAUACUAAAAAGUUGUUUUAAGUUCCAAUAUUCUUCCUUCCCAUUGAGGCUCCAUUUUCAAAUCUGAUUUUUAAAUGCAUCAACUUUAGUUUAACCCCUGG